Sitophilus oryzae (rice weevil) is the source of this 1229-nucleotide messenger RNA. Its product is annotated as global transcription regulator sge1-like. Bases 379 to 1035 code for a protein of 218 amino acids. The transcript is spliced from 3 exons. The record is from RefSeq and is a predicted model, not a curated record. NCBI's taxonomy places the organism in Eukaryota, Metazoa, Arthropoda, Insecta, Coleoptera, Curculionidae. Gene Ontology annotation, molecular function: structural constituent of chitin-based larval cuticle. Gene Ontology annotation, cellular component: chitin-based extracellular matrix.
AACGUUGUGUCGCCCUGUAUAAAUUAAAUCCGAAAAAUGUUUUUUUCGUACUUUAAUUUUUUGGUAAAUUCUAGUAUUUUUUUCUUUGAAUCUUUUGGCAAAUGGUAACUCAAGAUACGGAACCAUAUAUCGCAUCAGGUUUAGAUAGGUGGGUUCGUUUUCCGUCUUUCAACUUUUAUUCCCGCACUAUUUACUUUUAAGAACGGACAAGAAGUGCAACAUCGACGACGCGCUGGUCGUGUCUCACAGGGAGUGUUGAUCCCAUGGUCACUUUUACCAAGGCUGUGUCCCGGUAUAAAAACUAAAAACAAUGUCAUAGGGGGCAGUAGUUGGUGAUAGGUAGUGCAGCUGGAAACUAUUCGGCUAUUUUUCACCAAAAUGAAAUAUUUAGUAAUUCUUUCGGCUGUUCUGGCCCUUUCCCUAGGCCAAAAGUACCGCGAUCCAAAAACAGCAGCCAUCUUGGCCGAACAAAGGUACCUUGGAGGUGAUGGUAGAUUCGGUGCCCAAUACAGUCAAGAAGACGGUGUCGACUUUAAAGAAGAAAGUGAACCUGAUGGUACUCGUAGAGGUUCUUACUCUUACGUUGAUCCCAAUGGUCAAAGACAUACAGUAAGCUACACCGCUGGUAAACACGGAUUCCAAGCCUCCGGAGACGGAAUUCCUCAACCUCUUCCAACCACCCUCCCAGUAGCGCCACAACCUCAAUACACUCCUCUCCCACAAUACAAUCCCCCAGACUAUCAAGCUCCCAGACAACAAUAUCAACCUCAGGCUCAGCCUCAAUAUCAGCCACCUCAGCCUCAAUACCAGCCCCAACCUCAAUACAACCCACCACCACAACCUCGUCCUCAGCCACAAUACCAGCCUCAGCCCCAAUAUCAACCACCUCAGCCUCAAUAUCAGCCACAGGCCCAGCCACAAUACAGGCCCGAUCCUUAUACCACCACUCCAGCUCCUCACAGGUUCUACCCACCAGGAAAGCUUUCCCUCAACAGGUCUCCCGAUGGAUUCAGUUAUACCUUCCAAAAAGCUUAAAUUAAUGUUGUUAUCUAGGAGGAUUUAGUAAUGUAAUUGUAAAUUUGUUUUAUACAGCUGUAUAUGUCGUGUAAUCAUUCGGUGUUUAUUUAUUUGUGUUAUUUGUAAACAUUGUGGUGAUUUCGUGAGACUGAGUGAUGAUAUAUCAUCUAAAAAAUAAGGAAUGUAAAAUAAUAAAGAUAAUAUAAAUCAAA